This is a messenger RNA of Diaporthe citri, 4722 nucleotides long. RefSeq lists its product as uncharacterized. The coding region runs from base 1 to 4722 and encodes 1573 amino acids. The transcript is spliced from 2 exons. Lineage: Eukaryota; Fungi; Ascomycota; Sordariomycetes; Diaporthales; Diaporthaceae. The record is from RefSeq and is a predicted model, not a curated record. Gene Ontology annotation, cellular component: microtubule organizing center.
AUGGUGCAGCCCGGCAUAGGGCUCGACACGCCCAGGACAAAUGUCGGCGACGCGACAUACCUCGAUCGGGCACCAGACUUCGACAUCACUCAAGAACCUUCCUUCCAAUCCCCAAGCAAGGAGCCAAAUGUCUUCCAGUCUCUGCGCAACGGCACAGCCCGUCCAGGCCUGCGGACACCUCGCGGUGCGAAGAACCGUGCUCCCUUCUCCGACAGGAUGAACCUCCCCGGCGGCAUUGGCGGUGCCGAGUUCACCCCCCUCCUCAAGUCUGCCACGCGAAAUAGUGCCCGCCGGCGCAGUGGCAAGGAAAACGGCCUCACCACGCCCGCGCUGGGUAAGAUCAGCGAAGAUAUGACUCCCAUACAGGUCGGUGAGAGCAGCAUGUAUAGAUCCAGAGACCAGUCAUACGUAGACCGCACGCCAUUGCCAGAAGCCGACAGCGAUAGUACCGCCUCGACACCAAUGAUCAUGCGACGCGGCAAGGGCGGAGACGGAGGCCCCCUGCAGGACGGCCAACAGCUCUCCCUUCGCGAGCAGGAGAGCGUCAUCGACAAGAUCGAGAAGGAGAACUUUGGCCUCAAGCUCAAGAUCCAUUUCCUCGAAGAAGCACUGCGGAAGGCUGGGCCCGGCUUCGGCGAGGCAGCUCUAAAGGAGAACACCGAGUUGAAGGUGGACAAGGUCACCAUGUCACGGGAACUGCAGCGCUACAAGAAGCAUCUGACGUCGGCGGAGAAGGAUCUCGAGAACUAUCGACAGCAGAUGGAACGAAUGCAGGAGUUGGCACGGAACAAGCAAGGAUCGCACGAACACUCAGCCGAGCUCGAAAAGCUUCGUCGGGACUUGGGCGAGAAAGAUGCAGAUCUGGAAGACAUGCAGCAUCGGAUACAGUCAGACCUACAAAAUGUCGACAGGGUUGCGAAGCUCCAAGACGAGAUCGGCGAUCUCGAGGCUGAUCUUAGAGAGAAGGAACGAGCCAUCAGUGAGCGUGACGACGAGCUGGACGAGUUGAGAUCAAAAGCCAGGCAAACCGACCAUCGAAGCCAGGAUGAGGUUGAUCAGCUCAAGGACGACAUUGAAGACCUGCAAGCCAAUCUCCGUGAGAAGGAUCGAGUCAUCGGCGAACACGAAGAUGAGCUGGGUGAUCUCCGAUCCAGAACUCAGCAAGCGGAGGACAGGGCAAAGAAAGCACAAAUACGCAUGAUCGAGCUUGAGGAAAAGGCACAGGCCAGCGACAAGCUCAAAGAGGCCAGAGAAUCCAUCCAAGAUCUCGAAGCAAAUGUUCGAGACCUGGAACGACAAGUUGAUGACGCACAAGAAAAGCUGGAAGACGCCUUGUCAGAAAAGGAACGUGCAGAGGCUGAUCUCGAGGAACUCCAAGAAGAAAUGGCCAACAAGUCAGUAGUCACGAAGGGCUUGCCAAGGCAGCUGGAGGAGAAGCUUGCACGACUCCAGGAUGAGGUCGAGGCAGGUCGUCACGACUACGAAUCACUGGAAAAUCAAUUCCAUACCAAGCAGGCAGAGAUCGAUGAUUUGAAGUUCAAGCUGAAGGAUUCUCGCCAAGAACGAGAUGCUUCGGAACACGAGCGGCGAGCAAUUGCUACCAGGAUGGAGGAGCUUCAGGCGGACUUAAAUUCCAGGACCGACGAGAAGAACCUGCUCCAGAGCCGGCACGAUUCUUUGACUGCUGAGUCCGCUUCUCUGCAGCGAGAUGUUAGUCGCUUGCAGAAGUCGAUGACAGAUCUUCAAGGCGAUCUCGAACAAGAACGACAGCACUCGUUAAGCAUCGAGCGGGAGCUUAGAGCGCAGUAUAAGGCCGACUUCGACAAAUUGAACAACGAGAUUUCUGACUUGCAAGCUGAGGUUCGUGAGAAGGAGAACCUCUACGAUAACGACUGCGAAAAAUGGGAGACUGAGCGCCACAACCUCGAGUCAGAGCGCGAUCGGGCAGAAGAGCGCGUACUCGGACUGCAGAAGACAAUCGAGAGAUUGAGAGAUGCCGAGGGCAGUCUGAACGACAAAGAAUCCAAGCUACAGCGAGCCCUCCAGAGUGAGACGGAUCGGCACCACAACGAAGAGGCAGUCCUCAGCAGACAGAUUCUUGACCUUCAGCAAGAUCUCUCUGAUCGACAGCAGAUUCUUGAGGACCUCCGGAGCGAGCUCUCUGCUGUACGUGACGAGCUUCGACAAGCCCAAUUGGACAAGCAGGCAGCAGCCGAAAAGGCCGAGGGCUUGGAAGACGAGGUCGAGGUCCUUCAGGUUGCUCUGGACGAGGAAAGCGAGAAGUCAGCCCAGGAGAUUGAGACCUUGACCAAGGAGUGCGAUGAACUGCGUCAGCAGCUCAGAGAGUUGCGCCGAGCUUCGGAAGCUGCCCAUGCUUCAACAGACUCCUCCCGCCAGACCGCCGAGCUGAACGCAAAGGCAAUGGAGCGUCUGGAGAAGCAGCUCGACGAGUACAGGUCCAACCUGUCAAAAGCUACUCAGGAGAAGAGAGUCAGCGAUCGGGAAUGCGAAGAACUGCGACAGCAGCUUAGGGAGCUACGCAGGCUCACCGAGUCCGCCAAGGCUUCAACUGAUGCAUCCCACGAAGAGGCCGAGUACAACGCCAGAGCAGUCCAGCGCUUGGAAAGCCAACUUGCUGAGUUCAAACGCAACAUCGCUCAAGUCACACAAGAGAAGAAGGACAUCCAAAGCCAACUGACCAGCAUCAGGGGUGAGCUUCACUCUGUUCAGACACGACUUGCUGAGACACAGGCAGAACGAGAUGAAAUCGACGCCGAACUGCAGCGCUCCAAAGAGCAGGAUAACGACACAUUCCAAAUCGACCAAGAGAGGAUCAACCUCCGAGCGACAAAAGCACGUCUUGAGAACGAGAUUCGCCGUCUCAAGGAGGACAACAGGUCUCUAGCGGACCAGCGAGACUCGCUGGAGAAGACUCUGGAGGAUGAGCUUGACAAGGCGGAGGCCGAGGAGGAGCGUCUGAACCAGGAGAUCCUCUCACUGCAGACCAAAGUCAGACAAGGCCAGGUCCCAGAUACCCAGGACGUGUCCAAAUCCCGACGCACCAUCCGAGAACUGGAGCGCAAGAUUGCGAACUACGAGCAUCAGCUCGCCCAGGCCACCAUUCCGAUCAACGCUCUGGAGGGCAAUAGUGAGCUAUCGCUGAUCAAGCGUGACCUUUCCGCAGCGCGCCAGAAGGAGCUUGAGUUUAUGCAAAAGGAAGGUGACCACAGAGCCCAAAUCCGGGGCCUGAAGCGCCAGAUUGGUGACCUCGAGCGACGAGCGCAUGAAGCGGACAUCUCACGCAUGGUUCAGUCACCUCUGUCAGAGAAUGCCUCUGCCCGCAAGGCCGAAGUCUCAGAGCUUCGUCACCAACUCUCCACCGCCCACCAGUCGAUCAGCGAGCUGAAGAAGAAGCUGCGUGAAUCAGAGCGUCACGCGGCAUCAGUGGAACGCGAUCUCCAGCGCCACCUUGAGAAUGUCGAGGAUGAAAAGAUGGCCUUGGAGCAAGCUCUCGAGGAUGCGCAGCUGGCAGCGGAGGAGGCCAGGGCCGAUGUUCAUGAAGCAUCAAACAAGUACAAGCGCAAAGCUGAAAGGUACAAGAAGGAGCGCGACUCAGUGGCCGACACCCUGGCAACCACCCGCCGCGACAUGCGCAACCACAUGCACGACUCCAGCAUCACCUCCAACAUUAGCAGCGUGGGUAACGGCACCGUGACAAGUGAAAUGACGCGGGAGGAGCGCCAUGACCUCUACUCGAUCCUCCGCAAAACACAAAUUGACGCGGAGGCCUUGGAGCGAGAAGUGCGGGAGCACAAAGAAGCCCUCGACGAGCUUGUUACACUCGAGAAAACCCUGCGCGUCAAACUUGACCGGGCCAGAUCCGAGCGUGCACAGUACCGCUCUGACGUAGAGAAGUUGCAGCGCGACUUGAAACAUGUCAAGAAAGGCAAGGACGAAGCCGAGAAGAUGGCCGAAGCAGCCAAGGCAGCGGCAGCUGUGGCCCGCGCCCGCGCCACUGUGUCCUCUGUGUCCGCUUCCUCCUCGUGGAAGGGCAAAGCAAAGGAAGGCAGCGAACCAGUGCCACGGGCCGUGGAGCUGGAAGAGGUGGACGACGAGGACAGCGCCGCAGAAGCCGCUAACGACGACAACGCGGCGCGCGUGAUUCACUUCCGGGAUGAUAACGACACCCAGGUGCACACGGACGCGAUCGUGCGGGCAGCCGAGGCGGCGGAGCACCGGCACGUCAAGCAGAUGCGCGGCAUGACCAUGCAGAUGGAGUGGAUGCAGGCGCGGUGGGAGAGGGAGCUGCGGAUGCGGGACGACGCGGCCUUCGCGAAGAAGUACCUGCAGCUGGAGCUCAGCUCGAGGGAUGCCUGUAACCAAGCGGACCUCCUCAAGCUCGAGGGCGUCUUCAAGCAGCUGGGCAUGAAGGAGCGGCCGUACUCGCACGUGGCGGCCCACAACGAGCGCACCAACGCCAAGCGGCCCUUCACGCUCAAGCGGCUGGCGAUCGCGCUGCGCUUCAUCGCGAAGCUGCGCAUCGCCUCGCGCGAGUGGCAGAAGCACGAGAAGACGCGCAAGAUGCUCGCCGACAAGUGGGAGAGCUACAAGCGCGAGGACCGCAUCCGCGCCCACCAGCUGCGCUUCCGCGAGGCCCGCGCCGCGGCCGCGUUCGUCCCUUCCGGCGGCGGCGGGAGGCUUAAGGGGGUUGCGCUGCCUUGA